This is a messenger RNA of Hirundo rustica (Barn swallow), 978 nucleotides long. RefSeq names its product cyclin-L1-like. The coding region runs from base 1 to 663 and encodes 220 amino acids. Gene Ontology annotation, molecular function: cyclin-dependent protein serine/threonine kinase regulator activity. The transcript has 6 exons. Lineage: Eukaryota; Metazoa; Chordata; Aves; Passeriformes; Hirundinidae. Gene Ontology annotation, biological process: regulation of transcription by RNA polymerase II. Gene Ontology annotation, cellular component: nucleus. The record is from RefSeq and is a predicted model, not a curated record.
AUGGCGGCGGCGGCGGGAGGCGGCGGCCCCGCGGGCCCUCAGGCGGCCGGCGCGGCUCCCGCCCCGGUGCCGGGUCCCGGCGCGGUGCUGAUCGGCGACCGGCUCUACUCGGGCGUGCUGAUUACGUUGGAGAACUGCCUGCUGCCCGAGCACACGCUGCGCUUCACGCCGUCCAUGAGCAGCGGCCUGGACCCCGACACCGAGACCGAGCUGCGCGUCACCGGCUGCGAGCUCAUCCAGGCGGCCGGGAUCCUGCUGCGGCUGCCGCAGGUGGCUAUGGCUACAGGACAGGUGCUAUUCCAGCGUUUUUUUUAUACCAAGUCUUUUGUGAAGCAUUCCAUGGAGCAUGUGUCCAUGGCCUGUGUCCAUCUGGCAUCCAAAAUUGAGGAAGCCCCCAGGCGCAUUCGGGAUGUGAUCAAUGUGUUCCAUCGCCUCAGACACCUGAGGGAGAAAAAAAAACCCGUGCCUCUAAUAUUGGAUCAAGAGUAUGUGAACUUGAAGAAUCAAAUAAUUAAGGCAGAAAGAAGAGUGUUGAAGGAGUUGGGAUUUUGUGUUCACGUGAAGCACCCUCAUAAGAUAAUCGUUAUGUACCUUCAGGUAUUAGAAUGUGAACGUAACCAACACCUGGUCCAGACCUCAUGGGUAGCCUCUGAGGGUAAGUGACUAAGACUUCUCCUCUGCUGCCCAUGGUGCAGGGAUAGCUGCCGUCUUCAGUCAACCCAAAGCUCUCCAAAGAGAAGGCUGGCUCUAGACAGGUGGUAUAAACAUGAUAGUAGAGUAACUGGCCAACUGCUUCUUGUGCUUAUAUAUAUAUUUAUUUUUUUUAUUCUGCAUUUUUGGGUUGUUUGUAUAUUUGAUAACCUGAGCGUUGAAAUUCUGAAUUAUUUUUUUUUUAAAUGUUCUGUUUCUCUUAACUGUUAUAAUGUGACGUGUUUCUUAUAUGAUAAAGUAAAUUAAGGUGGGGUUUAAAUCUUAAAA